UAGCCAAUGAAACCUCAAAGCCACAAACUCACACCUCCCUUCCUACUACCAUUCUUCGCCUCAUGAUCCCGACCAAAACAUCGUUAAAAAUCCCUAACAUUCUUCACAAUUUAUGUUUGGUGAAUUGAUUUUUUAGAUCCGGGGGCGAUCGAAAAAUGGGUUCUUGACGAGGAAAAAACCACUAACUUCCGUUUUUUUCUUUAGCAAAUAAAAUUCUGUACAUGGCUCCGGGCACCGGCGCGACGGAGUGUUUAGAAAAAUUGGAACGUGGGUUUUGCAAAGAAAACGAAAAAGAUUCCACCUUUGACAAGAAUGCUCACGAGGAGGAUCCCCAUGAUAGUUCCACCCAGGCGAAAGCCGCACGCCCUCCGUUGAUGCGGCAUUGCACCAGCCACGUCGCUUUGGUCGAUCCCUUUUCCUUGUUAUGUAGUCCCGAAGGCAGUGCAAAAUCGAGCAAGGACUCUGGAUUUCAGCCUAGUUUUCGCUCUGGAAGCUGCUCCGAGAUAGGUCCUAAGCAGUAUAUGGAGGAUGAGUUCAUUUGUGUAGACGAUCUUCCCCAACAUCUUGGUACAAAUAAUGGUUUUCCAUCCCCUGGAGCAUUUUAUGGGGUUUUUGAUGGUCAUGGUGGAAAAGACGCCGCGUCUUUCACUAGAAUGAACAUCCUCGACUUUAUCACCCAGGAUUCUCAUUUUCCAGAUGGCGUAAAAAGAGCGCUGAAGAAUGCUUUCGUGAAAGCUGAUCAUGCUCUAGCGGAUGCCAAGAAUCUUGAUCAGUCUUCUGGCACCACUGCUCUGGUUGCUCUUAUGUUGGGAAGGACUAUGAUAAUAGCCAAUGCUGGCGAUUCUCGAGCUGUUCUUGGCAAAAGAGGACGAGCCAUAGAAUUGUCGAAAGACCACAAGCCCAACUGCACAUCUGAGAGGCUUAGAAUAGAAAAGUUGGGUGGUGUCAUCUACGAUGGCUAUCUCAACGGACAGCUCUCAGUCGCACGUGCACUUGGCGACUGGCACAUGAAAGGCGCAAAAGGCUCACCAUACCCCCUGAGCUCGGAGCCUGAGCUGGAGGAGCUGGUCUUGACAGAGGAGGACGAGUUCUUGAUCAUCGGGUGUGACGGCCUAUGGGAUGUCAUGAGCAGCCAAUACGCGGUGACCAUAGUGAGGAAGGAGCUGAUGGCCCACAACGACCCGGAGAGGUGCUCGAUGGAGCUCGUAAGGGAGGCCCUCAAGCGCAACACGUGUGACAACCUAACGGUGGUCGUGAUCUGCUUCUCACCGGACCCUCCCUCUCCUAUUGAGAUCCCGAGAUCGCAUAGGAGGAGGAGCAUUUCGGCGGAAGGGUUGGAUAUCUUGAAGGGCGUGUUGAGCCAGGCGUGAGAGGUGGGAUGCUGCAUUCGAGCCCUGGAGAGGAUCUUGCAAGACCCGAUGCCUUGUUGUUGGCCGUUGGACCGUGUCGGGACGGGGAUCUGACGAGAUGGAAUGAAUGUCCAGUUGCAACCACAUUGGCAAAAAUUUUGAGGUAGAGAGGUUUGUGAAACAUUUUGUUUGUAUGCUCACAUUCUUAGAUCUUGGUUUUUAGCCUUUGGCAGUUAUAAUUGUCAUGUGUUAGUUACUCCUAUAGUGUGAUCAGAAUUUUUUCUUUUUUACAAUUUUAUGUACCAUUUUUAUUCACUUUAUUUGACAGUGAUAUUAACCCUGAA
Messenger RNA from Salvia splendens (bonfire salvia), 1693 nucleotides. RefSeq names its product probable protein phosphatase 2C 47. Gene Ontology annotation, molecular function: cation binding; protein serine/threonine phosphatase activity. NCBI's taxonomy places the organism in Eukaryota, Viridiplantae, Streptophyta, Magnoliopsida, Lamiales, Lamiaceae. The record is from RefSeq and is a predicted model, not a curated record. Gene Ontology annotation, biological process: protein dephosphorylation. The coding region runs from base 222 to 1370 and encodes 382 amino acids. The transcript has 4 exons.